UGUAGGCUGUAGCUGCAGAUCAAACCUCUUUCGCAAGCCACGAAGCCACUCUUGAAAACAUAAGAACUCGAACGCCUCUUUGUCUCCGGUGAUAUCUUCUCUUCCACUUCUGAAGCAAAAGCCGAAUCUUUUUUUGAUCGUUCGGGAUUUUUUUUUUCGUUUUUCGUUUAUCGUUCUCGCUUCUCGUUCGUUUUUUGUCUCUGUAUCUUUCCUCGAACAGAAAGAUAGAGAGAUUUGAGGAGAGGCUUUUUGGGUGUAAUGGGCAACUGGAGAAAUCGCUCCUCCCGUAGAAUUUUCCGUCAUCAUCGAUCUCCAUGGUCGCCCCUUAGAGAAUACGACCAUUACAUUCCUCCUGAUUUAGUGCCACUGGAAGUUAUUUGCUUUACACACGCGUGAGCUCGCGCGCACACACAUCCUCCCAAAUGGAAAGAUGGUGUGCCACUAUGGGAAAAGAAAUUCUGCACUUUGAUUGGAUCGAUACCAUGGGGGAAGAUAGUAGACACCAAGAAUUUUAUGUACUGCCAUAAUAAUGUAGUCAGUUGGGAUGAUUCUGCUGGUGAAGAAGCAUUUCAAAAUGCAAAGAAACAUUUUUGGUCUAAGAUCAAUGGCCUCCGCUGUGAUAUCUCUCUGCCCGAUCCAGAUAUUUACAUUGAUGAGAUAGAUUGGAAACCUAAAAUUGAUCCUGAACUGAUCAAGGAAUUGGAUCAAUAUUGCUUUGUUCCCGAUGAGGAAGAACUGAAUACACAGGUGAGGCAAAAAAAUAGAAACUCAAAAACAGCAGUGCCUGUUCCUUCAGAAGGCCAUAAUAUGAACCAAGAAUAUGACAAUCCUUGGGAAUCUGACGAUAUGCAGGACAGUGGAGUUUUGGAAAAUAGAGCACAGGGAUGGAACCAAUGGGAGAACAAAAAAAAUGAUCGGAAAACUUUGAAUAAUGAUGAUAAUCCUUGGGAGCACAGCUCUACUCAGGGCAAUGCAGGUAUGAUGGACAAUUCAUGGGGAAACUGUGGGGAUAAGUCAUGGGGUUAUAAUCAGGUAGGAAACCAUGUCAGCCUCUCAAGGGAUCGGAAUAAUACUGACAAUACUUGGGAGCAUGGCUGUCAGGGUGUUGUCUCCAUGAAUGAUAAGAGGCGGGGUCAUUUUGGGAAGAAAGCUUGGGGCUGUAACCAACAGGAGACAGAGAAUUUGGAUAAUGCUAACAAUCCUUGGGAAAGCAGAUAUAAUCGGAGCAGUGAAUUAAAAGAUCGAGGAUGGAAAGAUAAUGUGGUAAAUGCCUGGGGUUGGAAACAGUGGGACAAUAGUAAUAAUGAGAUUAAACACCAGGAAUUAGGAAGAACUGGUGGAGGUUGGGGAACGUGGAAUGAGGGUUGCAGGAAGAGAGAAGGUUCUCAUCUGUAUGUGCAGGGUACCAAAAGCUCUAGAUUUGGAGGCGAUGGUAAUCAAAGAAGGCAUUGCUGGAGGGGGCAAACAAAGAAAAGAGUCAGUUUUGGCCGUGAGUACUCAGAGAUCAAGAAUGGGCUUCCGUCUUUUUAUUAGUAGAAUUCUCAACUACUGAUUUAUUGUUAUAAAUAUCAGAAAUCUGUCCAUUGAGUUGGGAGAAGCAGAUUCUUUCAAUAGCAGGUUUUUUGUGUUGUUUCAUACCCUUAUUAAGCAAGGAUUAGUUAUGUGCUUAUUGAAUGCAAUUCAUUUGACAGUAGAAGGGAUAAAAUAUGAAACAAUCCGAGUUGUACAAGAGCUGUGGGAUUUAAUUUGCAGUUUCCUUUAGAGGAGAAGUACAUACAGAUAUUUUGGGCCCUUUUUCUGUCUCCGACAUAAGUAAGAUCUAUAUAUGAAUAUUUUAGAUUA
Molecule: messenger RNA, 1842 nt
Organism: Juglans microcarpa x Juglans regia
Lineage: Eukaryota; Viridiplantae; Streptophyta; Magnoliopsida; Fagales; Juglandaceae
Product: bifunctional endo-1,4-beta-xylanase XylA-like
Exons: 3
Coding region: 514-1533 (339 amino acids)
Source: RefSeq, a predicted model, not a curated record